GAGAAAAUCAAUAUCCUUUCUCUCUCUCUCCUCUCUCUCUCUGUCACAUCCAAGAAUCGCAAAUCAGCAGUUACAGUACAAAAACCCGUCAUCUAAUCUUCCAUAUCCUCCUAAAAUCGUUCGAACCCAGUGAGCGAAAAUGAGUGUUGUUGAAUACCCAGACGCCAUUAACGCACCAGACCUUCAGGUUUGGAACAACGCCGCCUUCGACAACGAAGACUCCGAAAGCGGCUCCUCCGUCGUAAAAGCUUCCUGGUCCGAGCUACUGCAACCCCUUUCGCUGAUUCGUUCUUCCGAGUCGUUUGAUUCGGGUUGCAGCAAAGAGAACCUGAGCCCAGAGAUUCUGAAAACCCCUGUCUGUGUCAAAUCUUUGGUGCCCUUCAAGCCGCUGGACACAAAUACGAAUCUUGAGCCCAUCUCGGUGGUCGCGAAGAAGAAGGGUAUUGGGGAGGUUGAAGAAAGAGAAGAGAAAGUUCGAGAUGAGGGAAAGAUCGAUGCUGAAAUUGAAGCGAUUGAGAAGGAGAUUAGUCGAUUGAAUUCGAGACUCGAAGCGCUUAAACUCGAAAAGGCUGGGAGAAACGAGAAGGCGGUAGAGAAGCGCGGAAGGGUUGUGGCGGCGAAGUUCAUGGAGCCGAAACAGAGUGUGAAGAAUUUGGACGGGUUGAAAAAGAUUGAGUCUUUGAUGAUGAGUGUGAGGCCAAAGGUUAAUCGGAGAGGAAUGAGUUUGGGGCCCUCUGAGAUUAUAGCUGGAGCAGAAUUUCGGAGGCCGAGUAAGCUCGAGAUCACCCCUGUUCAGGAAACCCAGAGUCGCCGGAAAUCUUGCUUUUGGAAGCUUCAGGACAUUGAUAAAUUGAGGGCUACAAAAGAGCGGGGCAAGAGUUUGAGUUUGAGCCCGAAAUCACGGAAAACUGUGUCCAAGGCUCAAGCUCCUAAACAGGCAGCGACUACUGUUGGAGGGUCUAAGAGACCUGUGAAGAAGGAAGACAAGGUUCUUGCAUCAAUUGAACCCAAGAAGCUUUUUAAAGACGGAGCCGAGAAGUCUGCGCCCGCCAAGAAAACACCAUUCAAGCCUGGGAGGGUUGUGCCUAGCAGGUACAAUCAGAUAGGGAAUUCGGCAGUGAGUGAUGGCCGGAAGCGGUCUUGGCCCGAGGAUGACAAGGAUGACAGCAAGCGGUGUGACAAGAGGCGGGUAUCCUUGGCAGGGAAGCCGCGUGGCAUUGGCCGUGAAAUGUCCAGGAGUCAAGGACCGGAGUGCCGGGUGAAGAAGAGGUGGGAGAUUCCAAGUGAGGUAGUGGUGUACCAAGGUGUGGCGGAGGAUGGUAAGUCACCUUCAGUUGUUGCUGAGAUAGGAGAUGUCCUUCCAAAAAUUAAGACUGUCCGAUGUGGUAUUGAUACUCCGAGGGGUUCGGGGCCAGCCAAAAGGGUUGCUGAAUUGGUUGGGAUGAAAUCCUACUUUAGCACCAAUGGGGAGGUUUGCCAGGGAUUGAAUUUUGCAGAAGCGGAUGCUGAGGAAGAAUAAGUGAAAUCGCCGAGGAACUUCACGUCCACUGAAAUUUUUAAUUUUUGUUCUGAAAUUUAGCUUGAUUUUCGAUUAGCCAUAACUCUUGUUAUGGAGUAACUAUGCAUUUUGUAUUGAUUAAUCGGGUUUGUAAGUCUGGUUUCUCUGCUAUGCAAUAAUGGAUGAAGCUACUUUUCUUGCUUCCUAGCAAGAUGAGUUUGUUUCAGCCUUUACAAUCUGA
This is a messenger RNA of Malus domestica (apple), 1739 nucleotides long. RefSeq lists its product as uncharacterized. NCBI's taxonomy places the organism in Eukaryota, Viridiplantae, Streptophyta, Magnoliopsida, Rosales, Rosaceae. The record is from RefSeq and is a predicted model, not a curated record.